AUGCCCGUCAAAAUUUUGUUUCACCAACAGGCUACACCAGUAGUAGCAGAAACUCCUGUCCCGGUGACGGCGGAGCCGGUCGCGGAGACUGCCGAGCCUGUGAUACCCACCCUCGCGCCCGUCGAGGCUCCGCCUGUACCGACGCCGGAACCUGUCGAUACUCCAACACCGGGACCGGUGGGUGCACCGACGCCAACCACCGCGGCACCCGUAGCUCCGGUCGCGCCACCCGUAACAGAGGGCCCGAUGGUACCGUAUGUAUUUCGUGUUGACGUCUUUCCAGUGUUGGAGGUGUGA
Messenger RNA from Ectocarpus sp. CCAP 1310/34, 297 nucleotides. NCBI's taxonomy places the organism in Eukaryota, Phaeophyceae, Ectocarpales, Ectocarpaceae. The record is from the annotation of a GenBank genome assembly.